Messenger RNA from Musa acuminata AAA Group (dessert banana), 1327 nucleotides. RefSeq names its product protein LAX PANICLE 2-like. The record is from RefSeq and is a predicted model, not a curated record. Lineage: Eukaryota; Viridiplantae; Streptophyta; Magnoliopsida; Zingiberales; Musaceae. Gene Ontology annotation, biological process: multicellular organism development. Bases 261 to 1097 code for a protein of 278 amino acids. The transcript is spliced from 4 exons.
CUCAUCCUCAAGGACUUGAAAGGAAAGUUAGAUCUUGAAGGCCUCGAAUCUUAUUCUAGGUUUCGACAAGACGAGGUGAGAGGAGGUUGCCUUUACCCUUAUGGCUGCUGCUUCGCCUCCAUCCAACAUCCACUUCUGUUAUCAGCUACACCUUCAUGACCUGAUGAUGUUCUAGGGGUCAGUGAGCCCGUGGUGGUAUCAUCUUUGAUAUAUGAAGGAUCAAAAGUCGUUGAUGAAGCUGCAGGGAUCACUAUGACAGGAUGGCUCCUGCUCCGAACCUCCGACGACGACACUGCGAUGGCUAUGGGGGCUUCUUUGAUCGAACUGGAGUUGAGGUCUUUGAAAUAUCGGGCCUGAUGGCCGAAAAGGCCGCUCAAAGUGGUGGCAACAAUGAGCAGGAGGAGGAGGAGGAGGAGAAGCAAGAAGCAGAAAGGGCUACAUCUGAAGAAGCUGGCCGGAGCUACCAAGGGUGGCUCCGACUUGGCACUGGUAGCGAUCCGACGGCAGGCACUAGCCGUGGGCGUCGCGAUCUAGUAGAGAUGAACUUGUUCUCCGAUGGACCGUCAGCCGGACGUCCCAUAGAGUGGUCGCCGCUGCAACUUCCUGGCUUCACCGCAAUGGCACCAUCGCAUCCGGCAGCGGCGACGGCAGGAUACGGCCGUACGUGGAGGCUUCGAAGUCCGAGUCCAAGCGCAAGUAGUUUGAGCAUGGCUCCACCGCCAAUUCCAUCAAGUAGCUUGAGACUGUCGUCCGUGGCCACCGGUAGCGAGGUUAGGGUGGUCAGCCCACCACGGAGGCCGCAGGCGGGGAUGUGGCUGGUGCUCAGAGCUGCACAGAACCAAGGAAAGCAACCCUUUCUCCGUCAAAUAUCUAAGAGCUAUCUAAGGAUGAAGGAUGGGAGGAUGACGGCGAGAGCACUGAUGAAAUACUUAGCCAAUAAGCUUGGCUUGGAGGAUGGACAUGAGGUGCAGAUUUAUUGUAGAGGCCAGCAGGUUCCUCCGUCGAUGUCGCUGCAGCAAAUUAGGGAUCAGAUAUGGUGUUCCACUGAAGCAAUCGCUGACCAUCUCCUAACCCUCGAUUACAGCAGGAGUGGGUAGGAAGAACCUCUUCCUUACACUCUUGACUUGGAAGAUUGUCCACCUGAUCAAGUUCAGCAUACAAUGAUGCCACCAGGAAAAAUAAUGCAAGUCUCAGGCAUGCAAUGAGAUGCUAAUGGGCUUGCAGUGUUUGUGUCUUCUAUUUCUGACUCACUGAUUCCAUGUGUCAAUGCCUCAAAAGUCAUUCAACAUAUUGUUCUCAUUUAUAAGAUCUUUACAUUUUGAUGUCA